Monoraphidium neglectum is the source of this 1239-nucleotide messenger RNA. RefSeq lists its product as hypothetical. The coding region runs from base 1 to 1239 and encodes 412 amino acids. The record is from RefSeq and is a predicted model, not a curated record. NCBI's taxonomy places the organism in Eukaryota, Viridiplantae, Chlorophyta, Chlorophyceae, Sphaeropleales, Selenastraceae. The transcript is spliced from 2 exons.
AUGGACGAGACGCUUUCAGAGCUCGCGCCGAUCUUUGAUAUUUUGACGCCGCUGCCGGGCGAUGCGUCAGCGGUAGACAACGGCGGCGGGGACGCGUGGGACGGCGGAGGAUCGGCUGCGGGCGCGGAGCAGCGGGGGCACGGCUGGGAGCGGGAGGGGUGGGGCUAUGCGUAUGGUCCGGUGGCGGCGUUGGUGGCCAAGGCUGGGCGGAAUGCGGAUGAGAUGCGAGAGGAUUUGGCGGCGGCGGCCAACGUGGCGGCCGCGGACGAGGCGGCGCGGCGGGACGCAGGGGAGGGGGCGCAGCCGCAGGGCCAAGAUGCCGCCCCUGGUAAUCAGCAGCAGCAGCAGCAGCAGCAGCAGCAGGCGGGGGACACGGGGGAAAUGGGUGAGCCCGCGUGGUACGCCGCUUGGCGCGCGGCGGCGGAGCGCGCGCUGGGGGAGGUGUGCAGCGGCCAGGUGAUGCUGCUGCUGCAGGACGUGCGCAGCCUGUCAGCGGCGGCCAGGCUUGGCAAGCCGCUGGACGACGGCGUCCAAUGGCCUGCCGACAGCGUCGCCGUCGCGUGGCUCCUGCGCCGCCAAGCCCUGCGCAUGGCGCAGGACCUGCGGACCGUCACCACAGCCUUCUCCGCACCCCUCUGCGACGCCGCCCUCCCUGCCGUCGACGCCGCCGGCGACGGCCUCGCGGCCGCGGGCCGAGCGCGAGCGAGGAGCGCACACGCGCUGCCGCGCGCGGCUGAGCUUGCAGAGAGGAUCGAGGUCGAGGGGGAGGUUGCCCUGGCGCGCGUGAGGGAUGCGCUGAGAGAGGCACUGUUCGUGCUGGUGCUGGCCGCCCUGCACGGGGAGGGGCGCCUUGCCGCCGGAGUGGAGGGGGGCGGCGGGAGCGGUGGGGCCGGGGCCGGGCGGCUGGCGUCGCCAGAGCGGCAAGGCUCACAGCGGGGGAGCGGAGAAGUGGAGGCCGCUCUAGUGGAUUCAGAGUCCGCAGGGGUGAACGAGCACCAGCGGCAGCAACCGCAGCAGCAGCAGCAGCCACAGCAGCAGCAGCAGCAGCAGCAGCAGCAGCAGGCACAACACCCAGAACAGCCACAGCAGCCACAGCAGCAGUGGCAACAGCAGCAGCAGCAGGAGCAGCAGCAACAGCUGCAGCAGCAGCUUCGUCCGUCACGAGAGGCGCCGCCUGGUCCGAUGCAGCCGCUGUUCGGCUUGGAUGACGACGAGGGCCUUGGAACCCGUCUGGGCUAG